UUAGGUUAAGACGAUGGAGUCGGAAGAUGACGACGUGGGCUCCAGCGAGGACAACAUUCUAUACGAUUUUACUAUCCAGGCAGAAUGGCAGCAAGAGCCAGAAGUAUUUACCAAAGGUCCAAGGGACAAGAGCCAGCUGUCCAUGAUGGGAAGGGUUUCGUCUGCAACUCAGAGAAGCCUUUGGACAUCAUUGAGAAUUGUUGGAGUGCCCAUGCAAAGUGCCAGUCCCUGUUCCUUACCUGCAGGAUUACUCAAACUCAUCAACAGUGAAAUAAAUUGGCACAUUGCUGUGGGCAGGAAUGCUGAGGUAGUGGCUAUCCUUCAGGACCAGUGUGUAGAAAUCAGGUCAAGCACUAAUGGCUACGAGACAGUAGUAGGACGUGGAUCAGUGCCUCGAGAUCCGUAUCCUCAGUGGCGCUGUGUAGCCUGGAGUGACGACAACUCUAUGGUAGCCUGCUCCCAGAGUGAUGGCACUGUGGAGGUGUUUGAUAUGAUUGGGACUCGGCUGUUCACCAUUCAAGGGGAAACACCCAAUGAAAAUGGCCAGCCAUUGGAACUGAGUUGUGCAGUAGCAGGCAUGGUUUUUACUGACACCAUCCCCAACCCACCAUGGUCUGCGGGACUCCUGGUCGUGAACUACCAUGGAAGCUUACACAAGUACUGGGUAGAGCGUGACCAGGGAUACGAGGCUCAGCACAGCUUCCUGUUUAACCAGCACUAUCCACUGGGCAUCAGCUGUGUGGAGUAUCACUCUGGGGCUCAGCUCCUCCUUGUGGGUGGAGCAGGUUGUGAUAACACCCAGUCCUCCUCCCAGGCGCGACAGGAGGGGCUUACAGCCUGGAGAAUGCUGUCUGGACCUCCCCACUACAAACUCGUCACAGACUACCAUGAGGACCUGCACCAGUCAAAGCAAGGAGCAUCAUUCUUUGGCAAGUUUAAAGCUAGUUUACGACUGAGCAGCACUGGAAACCAGGAUGGUAUUUAUAAGAUGUGUCUCUCCCCAGACAGUAAAAUGCUAGCGACAAUUCAUCAGUCAGGAAAGCUAACCUUAUGGCAAAUCCCUUCACUGAAAAAGUACCGAAGUUGGGCCCACGAUGAACAGCCUUAUAGUGAAGAGUACAGUCCUGAGUCCAUGGAAAACCCACAGAAAAGGAAGAUACUAAAAGACUUGGUGUCCUGUAAGAAUUUGAUUGAUGUCAACUGGUGGAAUAAUGAGGCUGUGACCUUGUCAAGAGGUACAGGAGCUGUCACAGUGUCAUCGGCUUCGACACUGAAGAAUCUACUGGGCACAUCUCCAGAGUGGUUUGAGCCGUCCUCAAGGGUAACAGCCGUACAUGAUGGAGGAUUUCUUGGACUUGAGGUUGAGAACAAGUUUCGGCAGAAACGUCGUCUUGUGACUGAUGACGACAAUGAGAAUGAGGACAGUGAUGAAGAAGAGGAUUCAAGAUGGGUCCGGACAUUUCUUACCAAAAAUGUCCUGUCUUAUUUUCGUGACAUUGAGCGGUUUCAGCCUCCAAGGAAACGUCCCAAGAUGGUAAACAGAACUUACAGAUUGGUUUGUUUCAAAUAUACCACUCCUGAGGAACUGUAUACAAGAAAGAUUGAGUGUGAGGAGUAUGGAGAGGCUCUGGGUCUUGCUAGGGCGUAUAACCUUGACUCGGACAAGGUGUACCAGCGUCAGUGGAGGAAGUCGGGUGUGUCCAAGGCCUCCAUACAGGACUAUCUGAGUAAGAUCAAGAAGAGAGGCUGGGUCCUCCAUGAAUGUCUGGAGAGAAUGCCUGAAAAUAUUGAUGCCAUGAAAGAGCUGUUAGAGUUUGGUCUACGAGGAACUGAUCUACAGGCUCUCAUCGCAAUAGGCAAUGGAGAGGAUGGGGGCAGGUUUAUUCUAUGUGACCCAGAAGAAGGAUUGUAUGCUGAUUUGUCUCUGGAUGAGUUUGAUCCGGAUACAGAACGAGUGAAGGAAGAAUUGAGGGAGGAAAAGACCAAGGAAUUAAUGGCACAAGUUGAUUUUUCAAAUUUAAACUUGGAGCAAAAAGAGCUGUGUAGAGUCCGCUUCAAGCUUCUCCAGUAUCUUGAUCGACUGAGAACGUAUGAACUUAUACUUGGAGGAGAAGUGGCAGCUGUCUCAAGGUUCAAUGACAAAUUUUUCGAGAAGUUCCGUUCUCAAAAUAUUGUAGAGGCUGCAAUGAAUUACGCUCGGCAUGGUGACUGGAAAGCACUGGACUUACUAUUCACCUACCACGGCGAGACCCUCAAACCUCACAGACUUGCUGUAUUGUCAAACUUCCCUGAAACAACUUGUCCAACAGAGUACAGAGAAUUGUUACCAGAAGUUAUAGAUGACAGCGGUGUGUUUCCUGUCGAGGAGAACAGCUGGCGUGACCCAGACUGGUGUGAGACACAACAGUGCAGGUCAGCUGUUGAACCUCUUCAGGUAGAUUUGGGAGAAAUUUUGUAUGAAGAUCACCCAGAGUUGUCACAAUUCCGGUGUGACGACUUAUCUGCAGAGUUACUGACAAAAUGGUACAGGUACCGCACCUUUGAGAUAGAGGCCAUGUCCUUACAGGUAGAACAUGCCAUCAACCUCGUCAAGUUGGCCGUGGAGCGUGGCGUACAGGGUUUGAGCGAUCUCCUAGACGACCUAGUUACCAUGGAAAUGCUGGUGUAUGAGUGCCACAUAGAGGACACAGUGACGUUUGAGGCAGUUACAAAAAUGGCAGACUAUGAGAAACUGGAACUUAUAAUGUCAAAGUCGACUGAGGAGAUGUAUUUGAAGAACCUACAUCGCUGGUUGGUGCCAUUCCUGACUCAAUGUGAUCGACAAAAUGCUGGUGCCUUCAACACCCUGCUACGGGACUAUAUCGUCACCAUGGCAAAGACCGAUCUCAGCCUUGUCCUCAAAGUCUUUGAGUCUUCCAAAGCCAGUCUACCCAACCCUGUCAUCAAGACCCAGGAUGAUGUCAUGUCGAUAGCAUUAGAGGCUGUGUACAGUUGUGAGAGAAAUGACCAGCUAGAAUUGCUGCUGGCCAUUGUCCAAUGUCUGCCGAUCAAACUCAAGUCUAGUACAAAAACACAAAGGAACGAAACACAGGAACUCCACAGUAGGGUAGACAAGCUGAAGCAGCAUCUAAGUGCGGCUAAGAUUCUGGAAAAGCACGGUGUGAUGAAGCCACUGCAUUAUUUGAAAGAAACGGAGGAGGAUGCUGAAGAAGCGAGGAACCUGAUGAUUAGACUGACAAGAAAUGCUGGAAAGAGAGAGAAGCCCCUGGACCAGAAGGAGUGGCGAAUUCUACACGAGGAUGUGUUAAAUCUACAGCAGAAUGUCUACAAAUGUCUCUCUGCUGGUCUGUGUCAUGAGAUUUUCACUGAGAGCGUUCUGUGCUCCAAUCGUCGGGAGAACAUAACUAUGGCUGGUGACCUCCUGGAGAGGGAGAGCUCCGAAUCAGAGCAGUUGUUUCGUCCUGGAAUUCACCAACAUCACAAAGUCCCAUACGAACAAGCAGUUCAGCUAGUGAUCAGUGCUUCAAGGGAGUACUUCAACUCAUCAUCCAACCUGAUGGACCCAUGCAUGGAUCUGGCUCGCGCUUGUCUCAACCUGAUAUGUGACACGCCUCUUCCUCCCUCCAUUCAAGAAGAGCUGGAUCUGAUAGGGUCACUGGCACUGCUGGACGAUUUCAGUGUAUCUGUUCUACCGUUACAAGUUCGCUUGAGUGACGACAGAUUGGAUCUUGUAAGACAGGCUGUGAAAUGUAAACCAACCUCCUUCAAGCAGAGACAAAAGCUGUUGAGGCUGGGACAUCUACUGCGAGUUAGUGGAGAUGACCGAAACCUCCGAGAAGGUCAAGUGUUACAUCUCAUCGCUGAAGCUGCUGUAAAGGGCGAGGAUUUCAUGUUCGCAUUUGAGGUGUGUGAGGACCUGAUGAGUCAAUGUUAUGGGAAUGCUUGGAAUAUCUGUGUCGACCUCGCCUGGCAAGAGAAGUUUACUGAUAUGGCUGCUAAGGCAAAGUUAUUGUCGUUUUCCGUGACCUACUGUACCCCAGAUAUGAUAGAGCCAAUCCUUCAGGCAAAGGCUUUGCUGGAAACCCAGAUCCUGCAUCGGUCCUUAAACACGGACGUUCAAGGAGAAGUCGAUGAAGGCUCCCAGACACAUGAGGUACCUCUGUCAGCCAGAGAUGCACUGACGCAAACUAAAAACAUUUUGACAUCAACAACAAAAUCCACCAAAGCGUUACUAUCGACAAUGACGGAUAAGAACUGGUGGCACGGGACAAUGAAUUACCUAACCAAGUCCUCGAAACAAUCUACGUACACGUCGGAUCAAGGCCAUCGUGAUGAGAACCAGAAUUUUGAGAGACAAGGAUGUCAUCCAUUUUAUUGUGAUGCCGUUGAGAACGCAUACGUAGAUCUGAGUGCAAUCAACUACCAGAAGUGUCAAUCAGAAGACGACCUCAGUACCGAGAUGAGCUUGCUGAGGGCUGUGUAUCUAGAGGAGAUGCUGACCGAGGGUGAAAAAACACAGUCCACUUCACAAGUAUUACUGAAGAUAGCACAGACCAAAAUGACUGCAGACAGUACUUUAGGCUUGGCAUUUCUUCUUGCACUUCCUAAAGAGGUGAUGGACCACGACCACUUUGCUGACUUACCCUUCACAACCAUGUCUCUACAGAUGGCGCUCUAUUACUUUGCCCUACAAAUCUACUCGGCUUUAAGGCCGACAUUUGACCCUGAGCUAAGUCUGUUGUACAAGUAUCCACCGUUCAGGCUGAUAGAAAAGGUCAGGACGUACGUCAGUAGGACCAAAGACCAUCAACAGCCCAGUGAGGUUGCCCAACUGGUCAACAACUUCAAUCAGUAUCAGGAAUUUCUGGAGGACUCCAUCCAGGCCAAACAGCUGAAGAAACUGGACAGAGGUAUAGAUACUGGACGGUUUACGAAGGACAGUCAAUACAGGGUGGAAACUAUCUGUGGGCUAGCCAUGACUUUGGAGGAGAGUGUGUACAACAUUUCCUUGUCCCUGGCGGCCAGGUAUUCUGUCUGUCUGUGGGAUGUGUACAUGGCCCAUCUGGAGUUCCUCUUCUCAGACAGUCAGCUGAAGACAGAGGAAAUAGAGGAUCGUGUAGGAAGGAUGGGGAUUCUGUCUGUACUGAAGGAGAGAAACGAAAACUUUGUUACGAAGAUGACUACUUAUGUGUACCCGUCUGUGGAGGGGACAGAUCAAGCCCGCCUCCUGUAUUACUACACCCUGAUGUCCGGGAUAGACACCCCGCUAGCUGGCAGCCUCACAGCUGACGCCCACGUCAAACUCCUCAAGAAAACUAAAUUUUCUGCUGAAGGUUUGGACUACAAGAGACUGGUGGAGGGAGAAGACAACCCUGUAGAUGUUCUGGUUCCCAUCCUUACCACCAGUAACAUAACUGUGAUAGCUAAACUAGCCAACAAGAUUCCAGAUGGGAAAGGAGGUAUGUUGAUGCCUAGUGCUGUGUAUUGUGCCUGGGCCAUCAGGAUGUUCUGGGAUACAUCAGCAUCUAAGAAGGUACCAGACACUGCGCUGGGCUGGGUACAUCGAUAUGAGAGCUGUCGGGAAACCCUACAGAAACUACUGCCUCAGGACCUAGUGCAAUUUGUGGACUCAGUUGUCUUCGUUCCACAGUCAAGAGAAAUGGUUGGGUUUGAGAGCCGACAGCAGAUUUUGAACCGUUGUCUCAAGUUUGCCAGACAGCAAGGCAGCAAGAAGAAGAAGCAGGAGGAAGCUGGUGACCAGAUGAGUUGGGAGAAGGCAGCAUCGGUAUUAAAGGGUUACCAGUCACAUCUUACUGUGAUGCAGCACCAAACCUUACAGUCCCUGGCGGAGUCAGAGGCUGGCGACCUCCGGCAGUACUCACUAGAGCUCGACAUGAGCAAGGGAAAGGCUGUCAAGUUGGAGGAAAUAUUUGUGAGGAUGACCUGUGAAGGCUUGGGUAUAGAUGUAAUUGAGAAUCUGUUGUCGACCAUACCCACGUUGUCAUGGAAACCUUUAACAGCAGUCCAGCAGUCACUGGACAGGAUUAUUUCUCAUCUAAGCGACGAAAGUUCUAGUCUUGACUGUGUGGAGGAAAGUCUGGCCUCCUUUCAGAGAAUCGUCAACAAUGUCUACUCACACGGGCAGGAAGGCGGAGACCAUGUGACAGCUGAGGACGUGAUGACCUUAGUGCGGCCAUUUUGCUCUGACGAUACAGUAGCAGUAAAACCUCGUCUAGACCUCCUUCACACUUUAGAAAAGAGUUUUGACCUGUCCCCUGAAGACCUGGUGUUACUAGUGCUGUACAGGUCGGAGGCGGUGAUAAACAAAGGCUGGCACGACAUCACUGUACAGGAGGCCGAUAUCAACACAGACCAGGCCAGAUUUUCACUCUUCACUCGUCUGUUGUCAUUGACAACGACCUUUGAACAGACACAAGCUCUUUAUAAGCUCCUCCAUCUCUGGCCACCACUGACAGCAUCAAGUUCAAGGGUGGCUAUGGAGAAUCCCUGGGUGAACAUCUUCGACAUGAUGGUCCAGGAGAGUGACCAGAUGAAUCGAACACUUGUGUGUCCCUGUCUGAAGGAGGUUUUGUCUGUCUGUCAGCUCAGUGAGGAGUGUGUACGUCAUAUUUAUGAUAGCCUAGUUACUACGUCCACUCACUUGGAAGCUGUAAGGUGCGCUCUGAUUGGUGGAUAUGAUGACCUAAUGGUUACUGCCAUACAACACCUUGCAUCACAGCCUCAGGUUGCACCAGAUGACGAUCUUCUUGACCUUAUCGUGCAUAAUGAUCUAGUCACUAGAGUGGUGUUCACCCAUAUAUACCCAGCCAUUACAGACUAUAUUCUGGCCAAUCAGAACAUUAAUGAUGAGUCACGUGACUAUCUCUCGGUUAAGGAGGUGUGUAGGAGAUUAGGUGAGCAGGGGUUUGAAGCAGAGGCAGGAUCUCUACUGAUGAGGAGUCGAGCCACACACCCAUUCCUCCAGACUUUUAGUGCAUCUUUACAAUCUCUUAAAAAGUGGUUUUAACGUUAGUGAAGCAUGAGUAAACUCUACCAGAUGUACAUGGGCGAGUUUGAUCAUCAACCAUUUACCAUAGUCGAGCUGUAAAAUAUCAUUAAAUGUGCUUACAUAUACUGGUAAGCAACAACCAAUCACUGCCUUGCUUUCAAAUAAUCACGCAUGCUCAGACUAUACCACUAGUUAGUCUGGUCCAACCAAAGGAAAUUGGUAGGUUGUACAAUAGUUGCCAGGCAUGCGCACUGCAACUAGCUUCUUGUUUCUUUACACAUGCGCAAUACACCUUACUAUCGUACUCUAGUUAGACCACAGUCGCUACAGUUGACGAUCAAACUCGCCUGAGGGUGUAAUUGCCCUUGUCUCUAUAAUUUCUUUAAAAUGUUUGUUACAAUAAUUAUUGAUGCAGAAAUGAUUCUGUGUACAGCUCAUCUUAAACAAAGUGCUAUUGGACUUGGUAUUAUGUAGUUGCAUGGAACUCAUUGACAACUACUCCAUAAAAUUAUUAAGAUUUUACUUUGUAAUACUUCAACUAAAAAUAAUGGUGCAGGUCUUUUAAAAGGUAACAUUGAUAUUGAUUAUUACCAGGUAAACAGAUUGGGUCAAAAACAGAUGUACUAUCAAACAUUUAAUAUUCAUUUACCCUGCUUCAAGAGUUUUUAUGAACUAGAUAAUCAUCAAGUUUAGUACUAGAUAAUUACUGGAAAAACCAAAGUCAGAAAAGCCUUUGUUCUGGAAUCCUAUCAAACUAUGACUAUAUAAUAUGUACACUUAUGGUGCACUAUUUGCAAAGAGCUGACAAUCAGAACAUCAUACAAUCCUGUCUGUAGUUUAGAAGUUUUCAGAGAACUCAAUCUGGUUAUGAUUGUUUAUGGCUUACUGAUAACAGCUCUUCAACUCAAAGAGGUCAUUUAGAGAUAUUUAGGUUUCAUUCGCGUAUCCUGGUUGAAACGGUACAGGUGGCGCAGAAAUAUUCCACGAUAAACGAACACACUUGGACAAAACUAUAGGCAUAGCUAAAACUACAGAGUUUCGGAAAAUAAGUAACAAUGUAU
Mizuhopecten yessoensis (Yesso scallop) is the source of this 8070-nucleotide messenger RNA. RefSeq names its product neuroblastoma-amplified sequence-like. Gene Ontology annotation, biological process: retrograde vesicle-mediated transport, Golgi to endoplasmic reticulum. Lineage: Eukaryota; Metazoa; Mollusca; Bivalvia; Pectinida; Pectinidae. The record is from RefSeq and is a predicted model, not a curated record. The transcript has 58 exons. Gene Ontology annotation, molecular function: SNARE binding. The coding region runs from base 14 to 7027 and encodes 2337 amino acids. Gene Ontology annotation, cellular component: Dsl1/NZR complex; endoplasmic reticulum membrane.